CGAGAAAACCAUAUUUACACAUAUUUAUCUAGAUUAUCAUAAUAAGAUUCUUAAUUCUUUACUCUGUGGUAAAUUAAAUGUGCAUUUUUUAUUGAGUUUUUGAUUUAUAUAUCUUCUGAAUAUGAUUACCUGUCGAGUAUUUAACAAUAUAAGGCCUUAUGGAGGUAUAGUGAGCCGGGUAAACUUUUCUUCUUCAUUUAAAGACACCACCGAGCCAUCUGAUAAAGAUUUAAAAGACCAACUCGAUAUGAAAGAGGCCAAAGAAAAAUAUUGGGAAUAUCAUCAAAAAGGUUUUGGGAAGGUUUAUUCAAUCAAACCAAUAAAAGUCAAAUGCAAUGCUGGAAAAAUUUAUCUAUGGUGUUCUUGUGGAUACUCCAAAAAUCAGCCCUUUUGUGACGGAACUCAUAGAGUACAACAUCAUCAAAUAAAAAUGAAACCUAUUCCUUUCGAGUGCAAAGAAACAAAGGAUUAUUGGUUUUGUAACUGUAAACAAACAAAGCACCGGCCGUUUUGUGAUGGAACUCAUCGUGAAUUAAAAGUUGAGGAGGUUCAUCCAACCAUUAGACAUUAAAGGAUUGUAUAUUUGUUGAUUUAGUGAACUUAUAAAAUCAGUAGACCCAAUAAUAACGAGGAAAAUUUUUGUUCAUUGUGAUAAUCAAAAUAUGAUUCAUUCAUAUUUGUACGAUUUUUGCUAAUAGCUCAUCUUGCUUUUUGCUAAAUUUCUUAUAGACUUCAAUUUUAAUUGAAGAAAAUAUCAACUAACAAUGUGCUAUAAUAAUAAAUAUUUAACAUUGGAGA
Tetranychus urticae (two-spotted spider mite) is the source of this 798-nucleotide messenger RNA. The record is from RefSeq and is a predicted model, not a curated record. NCBI's taxonomy places the organism in Eukaryota, Metazoa, Arthropoda, Arachnida, Trombidiformes, Tetranychidae.